AUGGAUACUCUGUCACCCAACAAUGGCUCCAAGUCGAGCUCCAGCGGCAGUUCAGCGGCCAGUUCCUCCAUGGAUCUCGGCAAGCAGCAGCAGAAGGAGAAGCUGCAUCGUCACCCGAGGAAUGGGCCCAAGAAACUUUCCCGUUCCAGGAGUUUGCUGCAGUUGCUCAGCCGGCACCUGGGCAGGCACUUUCACCACCAGAACCAACAGAACGAGACGGUCUACAGCAGCCAGGACGACAUCAGGAGCAGCUCCACGGAUUCCUUCAGCUUGAGCUACGAGCGUGGCAGCCACGAGUGCCCUACCAAUGGUUCCUCCCUGGACCUGGAGCACACAUCCCGGACCUCGAGCGGAUCGGCCUGCUCCAGAUACUCGCCCGGCCUGGAUUACUACGAUCAGCAAGGGCACAUCUAUGUGGAGGCCGUUUACAGACCCGGCAGUGCCAUGGAGCAACUGCAUCCGCAGCUGCACUUCGAGGAGGACACCAGCGAGGAGGGCAGCAGCAACGAGGCGGAGGAUGAGGUGGAGCUGCGCCACGACGAGAACGAAAACGAGAACGAGAACAACAAGCCACGAUCCGCAUCCGCCGCGUCCGCAAAGUCACCGGGACUGCACCUCAGCCGGAUUUCCAUCUCCUCCUCGGUGAGCCGCAUCCUGCACCACUUCUCCAGUCCGACGGGAAAUGCAUCGAUGCGCUCGUUGUCCUGCAGCAGCACUCCACUGCGUCAGCCCAAGAAAUCCCUGUCGCCGAACAACUCGAACAACAGCAGCAGCAGCAGCUCCAGCUCCAAAUCCUCCCGUGCUCCGGCCGCCAAGAAGGAGGACAAGAAGCAGCAGAGCAUCCUGCGACCGCCAGUCCAGUACGUCUACAUGAAGGGCAUGUCGGGACUGUAUUCCCGAGUGCCCAGCUAUGCGGUCUGCUAUCCGUAUACCCUGCAGCACAUGUACUAA
This is a messenger RNA of Drosophila teissieri, 951 nucleotides long. Its product is annotated as putative protein TPRXL. The transcript has a single exon. NCBI's taxonomy places the organism in Eukaryota, Metazoa, Arthropoda, Insecta, Diptera, Drosophilidae. The record is from RefSeq and is a predicted model, not a curated record. Bases 1 to 951 code for a protein of 316 amino acids.